Molecule: messenger RNA, 696 nt
Organism: Lodderomyces elongisporus
Lineage: Eukaryota; Fungi; Ascomycota; Pichiomycetes; Serinales; Debaryomycetaceae
Exons: 1
Coding region: 1-696 (231 amino acids)
Cellular component (GO): nucleus
Molecular function (GO): acyltransferase activity, transferring groups other than amino-acyl groups
Source: RefSeq, a predicted model, not a curated record
AUGGUUUCCAAACAGGAGUUGUACAAUUCGGUCAAAGACUUACCAUUUGCCAAUGAUGAUUUUAGUAGAACGCCGAAAGUCAAAAAUGCUGUAAUCAACUUUAAACUUGCGAAAACAGGGCAGCCUGUUACGCUAUUCAAUAUCCACCAUCACCUGGAAGUCCCCGACUUACUUAUACAAGCCAUGCAAAAAGAGUUUAAUUACAUCAUUGAAGAAGGCCAAACUUAUCCACACAUUACCUCGAAAUCAUUCAAAGAGUUUAAAGAAUAUUGGUUUCAUCACUUCGCAUCCAUCUUAAUUGAAGGGGAACAUAGCUCGCUCACCAAUGAUAGUCUUAGGAACCUAACACUUGAAGAGUGGGAAAAUGCUCUUUUAGGGUUCUUUUACGUGAAACCAAACUAUAUUGGGCGCUGCUCUCACCAUUGUAAUGCAGGCUUCGUAGUGAAUCACACGAAGCGAGGAUUAGGUUUGGGCAAAGAGUUGGGCGCAAAAUAUUUACAAGUAGCACCACAGUUGGGUUAUGUGUACUCUGUGUUUAAUUUGGUGUUUGAAACAAAUGUUGCCAGUUUGAAAAUCUGGGACUCAUUAGGAUUUGAAAGAAUUGGGUAUGUAAAGAAUGUGACAGUUUUGAAAGGUUAUGAAGAUAGAUUGGUUGGUGCAUAUAUGUUUGGAAAGGAUCUCCAACAAAUUGAUUAA